Orycteropus afer afer is the source of this 2721-nucleotide messenger RNA. RefSeq names its product catenin alpha 1 (gene CTNNA1). The record is from RefSeq and is a predicted model, not a curated record. Gene Ontology annotation, cellular component: catenin complex; actin cytoskeleton; adherens junction. The coding region runs from base 1 to 2721 and encodes 906 amino acids. The transcript is spliced from 17 exons. Gene Ontology annotation, biological process: cell migration; cell-cell adhesion. NCBI's taxonomy places the organism in Eukaryota, Metazoa, Chordata, Mammalia, Tubulidentata, Orycteropodidae. Gene Ontology annotation, molecular function: actin filament binding; structural molecule activity; beta-catenin binding.
AUGACUGCUGUCCAUGCAGGCAACAUAAACUUUAAAUGGGACCCCAAAAGUCUAGAGAUCAGGACUCUGGCAGUUGAAAGACUCUUGGAGCCUCUUGUUACACAGGUUACAACCCUGGUAAACACCAACAGUAAGGGGCCUUCUAAUAAGAAGAGAGGUCGUUCUAAGAAAGCCCAUGUUUUGGCUGCAUCUGUUGAACAAGCAACUGAGAAUUUCUUGGAAAAAGGUGAUAAAAUUGCAAAGGAGAGUCAGUUUCUCAAGGAGGAGCUCGUGGCUGCUGUAGAAGAUGUUCGUAAACAAGGUGACUUAAUGAAGAGUGCUGCUGGAGAGUUUGCGGAUGAUCCCUGUUCUUCCGUGAAGCGUGGCAACAUGGUGAGGGCGGCUCGAGCUUUGCUCUCGGCUGUUACCCGGCUGCUGAUUUUGGCUGACAUGGCAGAUGUCUACAAAUUACUUGUUCAGCUGAAAGUUGUGGAAGAUGGUAUCUUAAAACUGAGGAACGCUGGCACUGAACAAGACUUAGGAAUACAGUAUAAAGCACUGAAACCUGAAGUGGAUAAGCUGAACAUUAUGGCAGCCAAAAGACAACAGGAACUGAAAGAUGUGGGCCAUCGUGAUCAGAUGGCUGCAGCUAGAGGAAUUCUGCAGAAAAAUGUUCCCAUCCUCUAUACUGCAUCCCAGGCGUGCCUACAGCACCCUGAUGUCGCAGCCUACAAGGCCAACAGGGACCUGAUAUACAAGCAGCUGCAGCAGGCAGUCACAGGCAUUUCCAACGCUGCCCAGGCCACUGCGUCAGACGAUGCCUCCCAGCACCAGGGAGGUGGUGGAGGAGAAUUGGCUUAUGCUCUUAAUAACUUUGAUAAGCAAAUCAUCGUGGACCCCUUGAGCUUCAGUGAAGAGCGCUUCAGGCCUUCCCUUGAGGAACGUCUGGAAAGCAUCAUUAGUGGAGCUGCCCUGAUGGCUGACUCAUCUUGCACGCGUGAUGAUCGGCGUGAGCGAAUUGUGGCAGAGUGCAACGCAGUCCGCCAGGCCCUGCAGGACCUGCUCUCUGAGUAUAUGGGCAACGCUGGACGUAAAGAAAGAAGUGAUGCGCUCAAUUCUGCAAUAGAUAAAAUGACCAAGAAGACCAGGGAUUUACGUAGACAGCUCCGCAAAGCUGUCAUGGACCACGUUUCAGAUUCUUUCCUGGAAACCAACGUUCCACUUUUAGUAUUGAUCGAAGCUGCAAAGAAUGGAAAUGAAAAAGAAGUUAAGGAGUAUGCCCAAGUUUUCCGUGAACAUGCCAACAAAUUGAUCGAGGUUGCCAACCUAGCCUGCUCCAUCUCAAACAAUGAAGAAGGUGUGAAACUUGUUAGAAUGUCUGCAAGCCAAUUAGAAGCCCUCUGUCCUCAGGUUAUCAAUGCUGCACUGGCAUUAGCGGCAAAACCGCAGAGUAAACUGGCCCAAGAGAAUAUGGAUCUUUUUAAAGAACAGUGGGAAAAACAAGUCCGUGUCCUCACAGAUGCUGUAGAUGACAUUACUUCCAUUGAUGACUUCUUGGCUGUCUCAGAGAAUCACAUUUUGGAAGAUGUGAACAAAUGUGUCAUUGCUCUGCAAGAAAAAGAUGUGGAUGGGCUGGAUCGCACAGCUGGUGCAAUUCGAGGCCGAGCAGCCCGGGUCAUUCACGUGGUCACAUCAGAGAUGGACAACUAUGAGCCAGGGGUCUACACGGAGAAGGUGCUAGAGGCCACCAAGCUGCUUUCCAAUACAGUCAUGCCGCGUUUCACUGAGCAAGUUGAAGCAGCUGUGGAAGCCCUCAGCUCAGACCCUGCCCAGCCCAUGGAUGAGAACGAGUUUAUUGAUGCCUCCCGCCUGGUGUACGAUGGCAUCAGGGACAUCAGGAAAGCAGUGUUGAUGAUAAGGACCCCCGAGGAGUUGGAUGACUCUGACUUUGAGACAGAAGAUUUUGAUGUCAGAAGUAGAACAAGCGUCCAGACAGAAGAUGAUCAGCUGAUAGCUGGCCAAAGUGCCCGGGCGAUCAUGGCUCAGCUUCCCCAGGAGCAGAAAGCAAAGAUUGCGGAACAGGUUGCCAGCUUCCAGGAAGAAAAGAGCAAGCUGGAUGCUGAAGUGUCCAAGUGGGAUGACAGUGGCAAUGACAUCAUUGUGCUGGCCAAGCAGAUGUGCAUGAUUAUGAUGGAGAUGACUGAUUUCACCCGAGGUAAAGGACCACUCAAAAAUACCUCCGAUGUGAUCAGUGCUGCCAAGAAGAUUGCUGAGGCAGGCUCCAGGAUGGAUAAGCUUGGCCGUACCAUCGCAGACCAUUGCCCAGACUCAGCCUGCAAGCAGGACCUGCUGGCCUACCUGCAGCGCAUCGCCCUCUACUGCCACCAGCUCAACAUCUGCAGCAAAGUCAAGGCUGAGGUGCAGAACCUCGGUGGGGAGCUUGUUGUCUCAGGGGUGGAUAGUGCCAUGUCACUGAUCCAGGCAGCCAAGAACCUGAUGAACGCUGUGGUGCAGACGGUGAAGGCAUCCUAUGUAGCCUCCACCAAAUACCAGAAGUCUCAGGGCAUGGCUUCCCUCAACCUCCCUGCUGUGUCAUGGAAGAUGAAAGCACCUGAGAAAAAACCCUUGGUGAAGAGAGAAAAACAGGAUGAGACGCAGACCAAAAUCAAACGGGCAUCUCAGAAGAAGCACGUGAAUCCUGUGCAGGCCCUCAGUGAGUUCAAAGCUAUGGACAGCAUCUAA